AUGAAAUUCUCUAAGGCUUUCGUCUCUGGCCUUGUUGCCACCACCGCUGUCUCUGCUUCUCCAAUCGACUCCACUGAGUUGGCUAAGAGAGAGAACGUUGACGUCCUCUUGGGCCGUGUCGAGACUCUUCUCGGUACUGUUGUCAAGGAUGUCUCCACAAUCUUGUCUCACGCAGGCGUCAAUCAGACUGCUGUCUUUGAGCCUAUCUUCUCUUCCUUGAAUUUGGAGAAGAGAGAGGAGAAUGUUGCUCGCUUUAACGCUGGUGAGAUCCCCACUGUGUUGGGUGACAUUGCUCAGCUUGUCACCGAUAUCUUGAAGGAUGUUGGCCUGAUCACCGCUGAUGGCUUGAAGGUGUUCUUCUAA
This is a messenger RNA of Candidozyma auris, 363 nucleotides long. RefSeq lists its product as uncharacterized. The coding region runs from base 1 to 363 and encodes 120 amino acids. The transcript has a single exon. The record is from RefSeq and is a predicted model, not a curated record. Lineage: Eukaryota; Fungi; Ascomycota; Pichiomycetes; Serinales; Metschnikowiaceae.